AAUGAAGGACAACUGUGUCUUAAACUUACCUUCUAAUACAUCUUAUCCUUAGGAAAAUCAAUAUGGUUAAUAAAAUGAAAUUAGUGAGACCAAUAGCAGUCAAAGAACGAAUAAUGGAAGUGAAAUGGGUUUUAGUUAAUAAGUAAGGAUAAUUAUAAUGAUUUAUAGGAUGGGAGCAAGAAGACAGAAGGUAUAAAAAAGAAAAUCAACAAGGAAUAAAGUUAAAAUGGGAUAAAAAAUCAAGGCCAUUGGACUAAUCAGGAACAUCAAAUAUAUGUAGAGUUCUUAGAGUAGCAUCACAGCACAUCAAUGUAGAGCCAAUAAAAUAGAAAGAAUAACAAAAUCUUUAAGUUGAUGUCAUAAACAAUUGGAACCAGAUCUCCAUCUUAGUGUAGGUAAAAUAAAGUAAUAUGUAGAUCGCAUCAUCAGAAAUUCAACCCUUAUACUGCAGCAGGGUAAAAGAGGAACAAAAGAAAUCAAAGGAGAAUUUGUAAUUAAAAGUUGGAUGGAGAGAACGUAUUAAAUAUCAUAGCAAAGCCUAUGAUAGAAUAUAAUACUCCAAUGGUUAAGCCCAUUUUAGGUAUGAUUGAUGAAAAUACUUAUAAGAUUAAUGUUAUGAUGAGUGCGAUGAUUACAUCUCAAACUAUGAGGAUUCACGUCCUUAGUUAUACAACUAUUGUCGCAACUCCAACUUCAAUAAUGCAUACAGAAAUAGAUGGGAUCGUGAUUAAGACCUUUAUUGAA
This is a messenger RNA of Paramecium pentaurelia, 744 nucleotides long. The record is from the annotation of a GenBank genome assembly. Lineage: Eukaryota; Ciliophora; Oligohymenophorea; Peniculida; Parameciidae.